CGCUGAAUUUGCUGAGAAAUACUCUUAAAUACCAGAGAACGCCAGAUUAACAAGGGAAAUUCGAGACCACGACAUCCUUCUACAGCUCAACCAUCAGCAUGAAGGCAGAGGCCCGGCACGAAGAGUCUGUUGACUUGGCUCAUACGAACUCAGAUGAAGGCAAACCAUACCUCGCUGACCACGUCCCAUUCACCCCUGAGGAGGAGAAGAAGUUGUUGCGCAAAAUUGACUUGAGGCUUAUUCCAUGGCUCAGUUUCCUCUACCUCCUGUCCUUCUUGGAUCGUGCAAACAUAGGAAACGCCAGGUUGCAGGGCUUGGAAAAAUCGCUUGGUCUGAAGGAUCAGCAAUAUCUGUGGGCAUUGACCAUCUUUUUCUUUCCCUAUGCUGCUGCAGAGCCGGCUUGCAACAUUCUACUCAAGGGUCUCAAGCCUCACGUGUGGUUCACGGCCAUUAUUGUUGCUUGGGCGAUUGUCAUGACAUGCAUGUCUGCCAUGACAAACUACUCCGGGAUUCUUGCAGCCCGCUUUUUCCUUGGACUGACUGAGGCUGGUCUCUUCCCUGGUGUCAACUACUACCUUUCGUGUUGGUAUAAGCGCAACGAAUUGGGUCUCCGCAUGGCAGUGUUCUUUUCGGCUGCGACAGCCAGUGGAGCUUUCGGAGGACUGCUAGCGGCCGGUAUUGGCAAGCUGGAUGGCAAGGGAGGCAUGAAGGGCUGGCAAUGGCUUUUCUUGCUCGAGGGAAUCGCAACAGUAUUUGCUGGAGCUGCCUCUUGGUGGCUAAUUCAGGACUUUCCAGAUACUGCCAAGUUCUUGACUGAGCGCGAACGAGCACAAGUCAUUUGGCGAUUGCAACGAGAUCAACAAAAGUCCGCAGCGGGAGAAGGCUUUUCUGUUCGCAGCGUCCUCAGAGCUUUCUUUGACGUCAAGGUUCUUUUGGCCUGUGUCAUUUACAUUGGAUGUCUUGGACCCCUUUAUGCUUUCUCCCUCUUCCUUCCCACCAUCAUCUCCACUCUGGGCUAUUCUGGUACGACCGCUCAAUUGUACUCGGUUGCGCCUUACGUGGUGGCUGCAUUCGGUACAAUCUGCCUUGGUUACAUUGGCGACCGAUUUGGCUACCGCAGUCUGCUCAACAUGCUAUCAUCAACGAUUGCCAUCAUCGGCUUUGCUCUGUUGCUUGGAGAGCGCAACAAGAAUAUACAAUACCUUGGCACCUUCCUUGGCGCACUCGGUGUCUAUCCUACAAUUCCUUUGACCAUCAGUCUCUUCUCCGGCAACCUCGAGGGAAGUUACAAGCGUGGUGUGGCGAUCGGCAUUUUCAUCUCUGCCGGAAACUUUCAAGGAGCCGUCAGUUCCAACAUCUUCAGGGCUAAGGACAAGCCUCGUUAUAUCCUGGGACACAGUGUCGUCAUUGGAUACCUUUGUUUGGUCUUCUUUGGUUCCUUUGCAACAUUCCUCUACUUGCGCUGGGAGAUGGCUGCUCGACGCGCCGGUAAGCGUAACUACCGCAUUGAAGGCAAGUCGCAGCAUGAGAUUGAUCAGUUGGGUGACUUGCACCCUGACUUUGUUUACCAGUACUAGACGGAGCUUGGUUGUAGUUUGUAGAUUGGUUCAUAUUUCAGCUUGUAGGAGUGCUAC
Protomyces lactucae-debilis is the source of this 1634-nucleotide messenger RNA. RefSeq names its product putative MFS transporter. The record is from RefSeq and is a predicted model, not a curated record. The coding region runs from base 99 to 1577 and encodes 492 amino acids. Gene Ontology annotation, cellular component: membrane. Gene Ontology annotation, biological process: transmembrane transport. The transcript has 6 exons. Gene Ontology annotation, molecular function: transmembrane transporter activity. Lineage: Eukaryota; Fungi; Ascomycota; Taphrinomycetes; Taphrinales; Protomycetaceae.